This is a messenger RNA of Paramisgurnus dabryanus, 4077 nucleotides long. RefSeq names its product DDB1 and CUL4 associated factor 8 (gene dcaf8). Gene Ontology annotation, molecular function: protein binding. The record is from RefSeq and is a predicted model, not a curated record. Lineage: Eukaryota; Metazoa; Chordata; Actinopteri; Cypriniformes; Cobitidae. Gene Ontology annotation, cellular component: Cul4-RING E3 ubiquitin ligase complex; cytoplasm.
ACCGGAAACAGAAAAAUAAAAAAAGAAGCAGAAAAAACAAAAGCGCCUACGAAGCAGGACCGUCAAAACAUAAACAGUGCAGCACGACCAUAGUCGUGAGCUUCAACAGCGGUGUUUUUUGGAUGGUCAGUAAGAGAUCCGAGGACACAUGUCUCCAAUGUGCAGUGCGUUUGUUUGCGCUUGAGCCCCAAAGGAAAAGCUGCGCAGAGAUUAACAAGUGCUGAGACUUGAGGCCUGUAGCAGAGGGUCUCUUCUGUCAGAAGAGGUGGUCAGAAUGAGUGAAACAGAUGGUAAAGCCAGUGUCCCAAAUGGUGGUACUGAUGACACAGAACCUGGAGAAGCGGAUGCAUCUGCAGCGAGGGAGGCCCAGUCCGGUCCUGAGUCAGAAAAUCUGAGUUCAGCCCCAGAGGUCGGUGAGGGGGGUGAAGAGCGCCCAGUGGCCGAUUCCGAGCAGAAGCAGGGAACGGGAGAAGAAGAGGACACGGACAGCAUGGACGGCAGUGGACUUUACUCCCUGACAGAGGACGGUGAGCGAGAGAGUGAAGGAGGAGGGCAGAGAGAGAAAAGAAAAGAUGAAGGUAAAAGAUCUGCCAGGAAGAGAAACCGGCCCAGCGGGGGAGCCACGCGGCACUCAUCUAGUUCCGAUGAGGACGAUGAUGAUGAUGAGGAAGAGGAAGAAGAGGAGGAGGACGUCGAGGAAGAAGAUGAGCAAGCCAUGGAGGCGUGGUUGGGAGCGGACCUGUGCGACCUGAGUCGGCCUUCAUGGCGCGCCGUUCCCUCGCUGCGUGCCCGAGAGAUCGGACGCAAUUCUCAGCAGUUUGUGAGGAGGGUGUGUGGGGCACGGGGUCUGGUGCAGAGGCUGGAACUGCAGGGCCGUCUGGAGAGACACUCGGGAUGCGUGAACACCCUCCACUUUAACCCCUCUGGCACUCGCCUGGCCUCUGGCAGCGACGACCUUCGCGUGGUGAUCUGGGACUGGGCUCGCAGAACGGCUGAGCUGGAGUUUGACAGCGGCCAUAAGAGCAACGUUUUUCAGGCAAAGUUUCUUCCACACAGCGGUGACUCCACGCUGGCCAUGUGUGCCAGAGACGGACAGAUCAGAGUGGCUGAGCUUUCUGCCACACAGCGCUGCAAAAACACCAAAAGAGUCGCCCAGCACAAAGGUGCAGCCCAUAAGCUGGCACUGGACCCAGACUCCCCCUGCUCUUUUCUCUCCGCUGGUGAAGACGCUGUGGUGUUCGGCAUUGACCUGCGUUUGGACAGACCUGCCAACAAACUGGUAGUGGUGAAGGACGGUGAAAAGAAAGUGGGGCUGUACACCAUUUACGUGAAUCCUGCUAACACGCAUCACUUUGCGGUCGGCGGCAGAGACCAGUAUGUCAGGAUCUAUGACCAGAGAAAGAUCAAUGAAAGUGACAAUAACGGGGUCCUGAAGAAAUUUUGUCCCUCAUCCUUGGUGUCCAGCGAAUCCAAAACAAAUAUCACAUGUUUAGUGUACAGCCAUGACGGCACAGAGCUGCUGGCAAGUUACAACGAUGAGGACAUUUACCUGUUUGACUCCAGCCACAGUGAUGGGGCAGACUAUCGCAGAAGAUACAAGGGUCACCGCAAUAACGCCACAGUGAAGGGAGUGAACUUCUACGGACCCUGUAGUGAGUUUGUUGUCAGUGGCAGUGACUGUGGACACAUCUACCUAUGGGACAAGAACUCUGCUCGUGUGGUGCAAUUUAUGGAGGGAGACAGGGGUGGAGUGGUGAACUGUCUGGAGCCACAUCCACAUCUCCCAGGUUUGGCCACAAGUGGUCUAGAUCAUGAUGUGAAACUUUGGGCCCCCACCGCUGAGAAUCCCACCACACUGAAGGGACUUAAAGAUGCAAUGAAGAAGAACAAACGAGAGCGUGAUGAAGACAGCGUUCGUCACGGCGACCAGUAUGACACACAGCUGCUCUGGUUCCUGAUGAGACACAUGAGAAACCGAAGACCUCAGCGAACCCGACGAGGAGAAGGAGGAGGAGAAGGCGACACAGACGAAUCUUGGAGCUCGCCAGAUUCCUCAGAUGAAGAAGAUGGAGGGCCAGACCAUGUGCAGUGCAUGUCCUCCUGAGCCACACAUACACAACAGACACACACAUACACAAACAAACAAACAUGCUUUUUGCCAUAUAUUUAAGCACAUACAUAGUAACACACUGGUACACAUUAGACACUUGAAAGGCCAGCAGCAAACACACACACGGCUUUAUGCACACACAUACACGCAGCGUGAGGGAGAGGUAAACACGUUCUGCUAAAUCUGGCUCCACACUCACACAAAUAACAUCACUGAGGGAAGAAACAAUACUAAGAUUCAUAUUUUUGAUAUGCACCCACACACAACCACUCGCAAACUUUUCACUCCCACUUUUAACAAAGUACAAAAUAAUGAAUCUGUCACUCUUGUGGGCAGCGUUUUGCUGCAGCAGUUGAGGCAGACAUGAUAAACAAUUUUUUUCCUCAUCUCUGCUAUAAUAGAAAGUUUUUCUUUCACAUUGAUACGUGGUUAGAGUUGACCUCCUACAGAUUACUGAGCGGUUGAUGCGUGAUACUUAUUCAACCAACCAGCACCAUCCUUGACUGGGCUCAUCUGUUUUUGGAGUGAGUUGUUAUUUUUGGACUGCAAUUUACUUGUCUUUGCAUUGCAUUGAUAGACCAUCAUCGGUCGCCCACCACCGUCUUGUCUUUGUUCUCUUCUCCUGUGCGUGUGCAUUUGCCGAAGCCGGACACAGCAAAUCUUCUUGAGGUCAAUCAUGCUAUUAGCUCUGACUGAAGACACAGAAGAUGAGCCAGACCGGCUUCGUCUGGUUUCAGAGCUCAGUUCCUCUCUCUCCCAUGCUACUGAGUGCACUUUAAUCAGGGAUCUGCUUUGAGUUUUGAAUCUCUAAGACGAGCGUGCGCUUAGGGGGCAUGCAGUACUUAAUGGAUAAAACGUGUUUAUUUUGCAAAUUAGUUUUUUCCCCAAACUAGUUACGGACUUCAAAGCGAAUACAAAGAUUUGACACCAGCUUUUUUGGUUUUGGAUUUGCACUUGGGUGGAGAUACUCGACGGAGUUCCUGAAGAAAUUCCUAAUGGCGUUCCGUCUAAAAUGUACUUCUCCAUGGACUGUCAUCUUCUAAGCCCUGUCCCUUAGAUAUUGAAUGAAAAGACUAUUAUGAUUUGUGGAAUCCACGUUUCUUCCUCUGUCUUUUGUUUGAAUGCACAUGCUCCAGAUCUUUGCCUGACUAUCUGGUAAGGGUCAAAUGUAGCAGGAUGUUCUGCGUUUGUCUAAAGAAGGUUUAAACCCCUGCAACCUGUUUUUUUAUAUAUAUAUAAAAAUGGUGGCUGUUCUUGUCAGUAUUGAAAUUUUGGAGUUGGUUAAGAUAAAACGAGGAUAGAUCGAUGCGACUUGCAUAUAGGAAAAAACAAUUCAUUUGAAAAUAUGGGUGAAUGGCAGGGGGGAUUGCACUUGUAAGGUAUACAAUGAGGGGUAAGAAGCUUCAAUUCAAUCCCCAUCUUUCCUUCUUCUUUUGUGAGGGGAAUAAAUUCUCAACUUUUCUCUUUUUGUAUGAGAAGAAUAACUUAUGAUUAUUAUGACUAUAUGUAUAUACAAACAUAUAGAGAUCUAUAUAUAUAUAUAUAUAUAGAUAUAUAAAUAUUAAAAACCUGUAAAAAUCAUCUCGAACCAUAACUCUUUUAAGGGGUGUUUAAAUUCAAUUGGUGUUGAUACAGAGGUUUAUAUUGUAUAAGACAAAUACUUUGAAAUGAAUGGAAAACAUAGCAUGUAUGUGCAUACUACUAAUACUGUGCAUGUGUAUGAUGUAUACACACACAUGCCGUGUUUUUUAUUAUUUAUACACUUUUCUUUCUUUGUUUUUUUCCAACCCUAAUUCUCCCUGCAAGCAUUAAUGUUCAAUUUUUUUCUUUUUUCAGUCUCGCUUGUCAUCUUACAGUCUGUCCUAUGAAAUUUUGAGAUAUUAUUUCUCACCGCUGCCUAAUAUUGUGUUUAUUCAGUUCAGUUGAAAACAUGUACGAUUUGUGCAGUAAAAAAAAUAUGUUCUGUG